AUGCAAAAAAUUGAUAUUACCAUCCUUAAGUUUUUGUUAGAUUAUAACGUUCAAUUAAUUAGACCUCCGUUAUCUGGUCAAUUAAAAGAUAUUUUUUUGAUAUUUGAAAAAGAAUUGAAUUCAAAUUAUACAUUAGCGAGUGAUGGUAACUGCAGCUACGAUCACUUAACUUUUGAAACGUUUGUUGGGAUAAUACAUGAAAUUAAUAGAUUGACAAAUAACGCAAUCACGUUGACAGACCCUUUAUUAGUUCAAUAUGAUAAGAAUAAAAGUGUAGUAAGUCAUAUUGAUACAUUUUCUUUAAAGAUUUUAUAUGAUAUGUUAACUAACACUAACAGAGAGAAACAGAAACAGAAACAAAAGCAUAAAGAAAAGCAUAAAGAAAAGGCGACUGAUUAUGGGCCCACCUCUAUAUCUUUAACAGAUAAUUUAUUAAAACUUCUAAAUGGUAAUGAAAAUUGCAUGGAUCCUGAGACUCAUUGUGAUGAGGCUCAUGACAUGUUGUUAUUUGAAGUCCCUUUGAAGAAAAAUUUAUACUCUAGAUUAGAAAGAAUUUUAAAAGAAGAACCUAUUUCAUAUCUGUUAAAUAAAGAACGUGCCAGACAUUCUGUCGAGAAAUUUAAAUAUUUCCCAAUCUGCCACAAUAGAGAACAUUCUCAUUUACUCUCCCAAUGCGUCUAUAUUUCCAACAAUAAAAUUGUCUCUAUCCAAUGGUCUAAGUUGAAUAAAUUCAAUAAAGUCAGCCAACAAAAUAAGCAUCAUAUAUUCCUUCAAUGUAUCCAAACGCAUAUUCACUAUAUUCCGAAUCUGAAACCACAGACCGAUCUGUCCUUGGGUGAUUGCUCAUAUUUGGAUACAUGUCAUAAAUUGAAUUCUUGUCGAUACCUACAUUAUUUACAAUAUAUCCCAGAAACACUAAACGAGUCCGUUGAAAAACAAUCAAAAAUCUAUAAUUCUAGAGAAAUUAACAAUUUAAUGUUCUAUACGCAUGGUUUGUGUUGUGCAUAUUCAAAUAAAUUACUUCUUCCUCCGCAGUGGAUUCGUUGUGACGUUAGAAACUUCGAUUUUACCAUCUUAGGGAAAUUUUCUGCAGUGAUAGCAGACCCAGCAUGGAAUAUCCAUAUGAAUUUACCAUAUGGUACCUGUAACGAUAUCGAAUUAUUGGAAUUGCCAUUGGGUGAACUGCAGAUUGAAGGGAUCUUAUUUCUUUGGGUCACUGGACGUGCUAUUGAGUUAGGCAAAGAAUCCUUAAGUAAAUGGGGAUAUGAAGUGAUCAAUGAAGUAUCAUGGAUUAAGACAAAUCAAUUAGGCAGGACUAUAGUUACUGGUAGAACGGGCCAUUGGUUAAACCAUUCAAAGGAACAUCUGUUGGUUGGGGUCAAAGGCAAUCCACAAUGGUUAAACAAGCAUAUUGAUAUAGAUAUAAUCGUAUCCACUACAAGAGAGACAAGUAGGAAACCAGAUGAGUUGUAUGGGAUAAUUGAAAGAUUGGUUGGGCAACAUGCACGUAAGUUAGAGAUAUUUGGUAGAGAUCACAAUAUCAGACCUGGUUGGUUUACUGUGGGCAAUCAAUUAACUGGAACAUGUAUACACGAAAUGGAUGUCAGAAAAAAGUAUGAAAAAUGGAUUAAAUCAACAACAGCAGCAGCAACAAUAUCAUAA
Arxiozyma heterogenica is the source of this 1662-nucleotide messenger RNA. RefSeq names its product mRNA (N6-adenosine)-methyltransferase (gene IME4). The coding region runs from base 1 to 1662 and encodes 553 amino acids. Gene Ontology annotation, molecular function: mRNA m(6)A methyltransferase activity. The record is from RefSeq and is a predicted model, not a curated record. The transcript has a single exon. NCBI's taxonomy places the organism in Eukaryota, Fungi, Ascomycota, Saccharomycetes, Saccharomycetales, Saccharomycetaceae. Gene Ontology annotation, cellular component: nucleus; RNA N6-methyladenosine methyltransferase complex.